AUGUGGGAAUUCAGUAAAUCUCAGAAGCCCAUACAUGAAUGGAAGCGCAGUAAUGCGGCACCGCAUUAUUAUCGCCAGAAAAGCAAGACUUCUCGACAACCAUAUGUCGCCUUGGUGAAAGAAAUCAGUGCCGUACUCAUCAAAUCUUACAGUCUAUUAACCACUAACUAUGUGAUAUGCUUAUUCAUCAGUGCAGAGUUAAUGCGAUAA
Molecule: messenger RNA, 210 nt
Organism: Gongylonema pulchrum
Lineage: Eukaryota; Metazoa; Nematoda; Chromadorea; Rhabditida; Gongylonematidae
Source: the annotation of a GenBank genome assembly